GGAGAGAGGAGGCUGCAACGCCGAGCGGAGGAGGCAGGAACCGGAGCGCAAGCAGUAGCUGGGUGGGCACCAUGGCUGGGAUCACCACCAUCGAGGCGGUGAAGCGCAAGAUCCAGGUUCUGCAGCAGCAGGCAGAUGAUGCAGAGGAGCGAGCUGAGCGCCUCCAACGAGAAGUUGAGGGAGAAAGGCAGGCUCGGGAACAGGCUGAGGCUGAGGUGGCCUCCUUGAAUCGUAGGAUCCAGCUGGUUGAAGAGGAGCUGGACCGUGCUCAGGAGCGGCUGGCCACUGCCCUGCAAAAACUGGAAGAAGCAGAAAAAGCUGCUGAUGAGAGUGAGAGAGGUAUGAAGGUUAUUGAAAACCGGGCCUUAAAAGAUGAAGAAAAGAUGGAACUCCAGGAAAUCCAAGUCAAAGAAGCUAAGCACAUUGCAGAAGAGGCAGAUAGGAAGUAUGAAGAGGUGGCUCGUAAGUUGGUGAUCAUUGAAGGAGACUUGGAACGCACAGAGGAACGAGCUGAGCUGGCAGAGUCCCGUUGCAGAGAGAUGGAUGAGCAGAUUAGACUGAUGGACCAGAACCUGAAGUGUCUGAGUGCUGCUGAAGAAAAGUACUCUCAAAAAGAAGACAAAUAUAAGGAAGAGAUCAAGAUUCUUACUGAUAAACUCAAGGAGGCAGAGACCCAUGCUGAGUUUGCUGAGAGAUCAGUAGCCAAGCUGGAAAAGACAAUUGAUGACUUGGAAGAUAAACUGAAAUGCACCAAAGAGGAGCACCUCUGUACACAAAGGAUGCUGGACCAGACUCUGCUUGACCUGAAUGAGAUGUAGAACACCCCAGUCCCACCCUGCUGCUUCUCCUCCCUCUGACCCAGACUCCGCCUGAGGCCAGCCUGCCCGAAGCUGACCUUUAACUGAGGGCUGAUCUUUAACUGGAAGGCUGCUUUCUCCUUUCACCGCCCCCUCCUUCCCUGUGUCUUUUUCGCCAAACUGUCUCUGCCUCUUCCCGGACAUUCCAGCUGGGCUAGAGGCUGAGCACCUCUGGAAACAACAUUUAAGGGAAUGUGAGCACAAUGCAUAAUGUCUUUAAAAAGCAUGUUGUGAUG
Messenger RNA from Piliocolobus tephrosceles (Ugandan red Colobus), 1093 nucleotides. Its product is annotated as tropomyosin alpha-3 chain-like. The coding region runs from base 72 to 818 and encodes 248 amino acids. NCBI's taxonomy places the organism in Eukaryota, Metazoa, Chordata, Mammalia, Primates, Cercopithecidae. The transcript has a single exon. The record is from RefSeq and is a predicted model, not a curated record.